AUAAAAAGUCAAAUCAUAGCUCGCCCUCUGGACUCAGUAAUCAACUCGGACCGUUGAAAGUGCUCUUAUUUGACGACAAACUUAAGAAUGAAGAGCAUUAUUGUAUUAUGUUUUUUGGCAUUAGUUGCAUUUGCCGCAGCUCGUCCAGAUAAAUACACAGAUCGUUUUGACAAAGUUAACAUUGAUGAAAUUUUGAGUAACCGAAGGUUAUUAACAGCUUACAUUUCGUGCGUGCUCGAAAAGGGCAAAUGCACAAACGACGGACGUGAAUUAAAAUCUCACAUUAAGGAAGCAUUGGAAAAUCAGUGUGAGAAAUGUACCGAAGUCCAGCGUAAAGGAACGAGAACUGUAAUCCGUCAUUUGAUCAACAACGAACAGAGUUACUGGGAUCAACUCGUCGCGAAAUACGACCCAACACGCAAAUAUGUUGCUAAAUAUGAGAAUGAACUCAAGGCUAUCACAGCGUAAAGAGAAUUAAGAAUUAUGGGAACCUAUCUGAUAGAGAUUCAGUUAGACAUAACACUUCAUUGCGUUAAAAAUAAGACUUGGUAUUUGAAGCUAUGAAUAAAAUGAACACAUUUAUAUUUAAUUUCAUUGAACAAAUAAAUUAUUUACAUACGGCUUCAGUAUUAAAUGUUGUUUAAGGCGUGUUUAGUCAAACAAUGCUGUCUUCUUCUUUCGAAUGUCAAAUCAAUGAUGAGAGAAAUCAAUGUUCAAGUAAACUGAAACCCGUUAAACUAUGUAAGUCUUUAACAGUAUAGUUAGAACUUUGAACAAAUUAUACAAGUACAUUUUUUCUACUUAACAAUUUAAUUUUUCGAGUGUUCGUUUUUUUAUUGUCUGUUUCGUAUGUGUCGUUUUUAGUAUCAUCGUUUGUAUUUGGUUAUACCGAUCUGUAUAGACGAUGUGCAUUUUAUGUAGUUUUAGAUCAAUAUUAAUAAAUUAUUACA
Vanessa tameamea is the source of this 950-nucleotide messenger RNA. RefSeq names its product allergen Tha p 1-like. The record is from RefSeq and is a predicted model, not a curated record. Lineage: Eukaryota; Metazoa; Arthropoda; Insecta; Lepidoptera; Nymphalidae. The coding region runs from base 88 to 468 and encodes 126 amino acids. The transcript has 3 exons.